Molecule: messenger RNA, 1772 nt
Organism: Rosa chinensis
Lineage: Eukaryota; Viridiplantae; Streptophyta; Magnoliopsida; Rosales; Rosaceae
Exons: 2
Coding region: 736-1503 (255 amino acids)
Source: RefSeq, a predicted model, not a curated record
UGCAAUUACUAAUCUUUUCUUAAAUUAUAUAUGCAAAAUUUGUACUGCAGAUUUGCAGUGAAUACGUUUUCAAUGGCCUGCAGGCGCAAGGCCGCAGCAUCCGAUUGCAGGUGGCUAGCGCAAGGGGCCAGUGGCCUCCUGCAAAAUAAAAGCAAACCCAUUAAGAAAGAUAUUCCCAUGUCCUGUGCCUGUGGGAGGGUUCAGCUCAACCGUACUCUUAGGAUCUUUGUAUUUUAUUGAGAUUUUAGCUCAACACAUUCCCAUGUCCCAGUGACCUCCUGCAAAGGGCCAGUGGCCUCCUGCAAAUAUGCACAUAGGGGGCGUGUAUUAUCGGUGUUGUUUGUCCACAAAUAGGCCCAAGUUCCUUAAAGGCCACCGUGCACCAUAGUCCUCUAUAUUGGCGUUUCCUAUUAGGCCAUCGGGCACCCAUGUGUGUUCUGGUCAAACUCUGCUCUGCUAUCUCUGUUUUCUGUAAGACAAUGUCUCUUUUAUCUAGAAAUUUAUAAUUUAUAAUUUUAGAAAAUAAAAACAAGGCACUAAAAACAAUGUUGGUAAUAAGCCAACAAACGACCAUUAAAUACAACAGGUUCUAUCUCGAAUCCAUCAGCCCCAACUCCCAACAAAUUCAUUUUCUUUGAUUUCAUUUCUCAGAAUUUGGGUGAAUUAGGAAAAAUCAUUUGGGGUUUAGAGUUUUAAAGUUUCAAACAUGGAAGAUGAGGGAAUCAGAAUCAAAAGAUGGAAGGAUUUAGAGACGGACUGUUUGACUCGUGUGCUUUCCAGAGUUGGAAUGGAGUCUUUGCUCCUGACAGUUCCUUUCGUCUGCAAAUCAUGUUUGUAGUCAAUCGUAGCAAUGGAUUAGCUAUUCAACUUAAGCUACCAGAAUUCUGUACCAAAGAAGGAUUGAUGUUUGUUUCGGACGCAUGCCCUCUUCUUAAGAAUGUAUGGUUACCAGAUGAUUUGGUGAUUUUCAAGACUUCUCACAUUGUUUCACAGUUGAUUAGGAAGUGGAAAUUUUUGGAGAGCUUGAUUUUGGGGUUUGGGAUGUUGAACAUCAUGGACCAGUAUGAAAUGGAUGGUAGACCUAAGUUUUUGAGUGAACAUUUCAAUAAGUUAUUGACAAUGAAAGAUUUCUUCUCCCCUAAUGCUUUGGAUGCAAUUUUAGUCCAGAUUGGCACUCAUUGCAAGCAUUUUACGGAUUUAAUGGUUUAUCAUACUAGUCUUGGUGAAGUUGAGGCCUCAAGGAUUGUGAAGUGUCAUUGUCGAAUUAAUCGGGACAGUGUUGUUACUGUACUGAGGGGGUGCAAAGAGCUUGUACUUUUUAUUGCCAAUCAAUGUGAAGGCUUUGAAGGGAGUGAUGAAGAAAUAUCAAAAUUUGGUUCUCAGAUUAUGAACUUUUCGUGCCAGGAUUGUGUAGGCGGUGAUUUGUUAUUGACUUUUUUCAAACUUACUAAUGUACAUAGGAGGUUAGUUUCCAUGAUGUUCUUAAUGUACAUGGGAAGUUAGUUUCGUGCAGGGUUAGUUUUGGGACGAGAAAAGCACCUUUCAAUCAUUUUGACUAUCAUCAAGAUGGCGUGUUUGCUUGUUGGUCUCAACUCUCAAGUCUAGAUAGGCCUAACUGUAUGAUCUAUAUCUUGAGAGCCUUUGUCACUUGAUAUAUGUAGCCAUGUUAUAUAUUUUCAUCUUAUUAUAUGUCUAGAUAUGAGAGAGCUUGCUGCUUAUAUCACAAUGUUAUGCUUAUUUGUUUUUUUAAAUCUAAAUACAAAUGUUAUGAG